AUGUGGCAUGUGCGCCUGCUCUCGCGGUCGAGUUUUGUCUUAGAUGAGGGGUGCCGCUGCGCUGGCCUGGCCUCUGCUCUUCGCGUCAACGCGGUGCUGAAAACUCUCUACCUCACCGCCAACGAGAUCGGCGACGAGGGCGCCGUCGCGAUCGCCGACGCCCUUCGCGUCAACGAGGUGCCGACCAAGCUGAACCUCUGCUUCAACGACGGUCAAGGCGACGAGGGAAAGAGAGUGAUUCGGGAUGCGCCGUGA
Messenger RNA from Emiliania huxleyi CCMP1516, 255 nucleotides. RefSeq lists its product as hypothetical. The transcript has 2 exons. NCBI's taxonomy places the organism in Eukaryota, Haptophyta, Isochrysidales, Noelaerhabdaceae. The record is from RefSeq and is a predicted model, not a curated record. Bases 1 to 255 code for a protein of 84 amino acids. Gene Ontology annotation, molecular function: protein binding.